Messenger RNA from Drosophila suzukii, 2944 nucleotides. RefSeq names its product inactive serine protease scarface (gene scaf). Lineage: Eukaryota; Metazoa; Arthropoda; Insecta; Diptera; Drosophilidae. Gene Ontology annotation, biological process: proteolysis. The record is from RefSeq and is a predicted model, not a curated record. Gene Ontology annotation, molecular function: serine-type endopeptidase activity.
CAUCUUCGACGGCUGACGUCGGCUGCGCAGCUUCUGCGGUGCGAUGCCGUUGGCUUUGCUGGGCACAUAUAAAACAAACGAUGGUUAAAUAUUCACAAUCAUAUUCAAGUGGUUCGUUAGUGCGUUUGAUUUCGCGUCCGAGAAAGAAGAAUCGUGAUCUUUUCUGUUUUAUUAGGCCCAUUUCCAGAGAGUCGAGUCGCAAUGACUAUUUCACGGUUUCGGAAGCAGCUUGUCUUAUGUUUUACACUGAUUAUGCUACCUUUAGUCAGUGCCGACUAUCAGGGCAACAUGUUCCUAAACGGCCAGUACCAAAACGGCAUCAAGGUUCAAAAGGAAACACAAGAUUCAGUAAACCCCUCAUCGAACGUGUUUCUUAACCACGCCAUCAUCAGCAGGCAAGCGUCCCCAUUCCAGGGACCACCCUAUCUGCCACCCAAGGAGUACCUAAAGUGCGAUCCCGGCCAGCAAUGUGUUCGCCAUGUUCAGUGCCUGAACGGAUUCUUUACCCAAAAGUUUCCAAGGAUACAAAACUGUCAGCCGGAAACCAAUAUCUGCUGCACCUACCAGGCGCCGCCACCCAUUUCUACAAUAAAUACUCCCGUGCCGUUUGCAUCCUGUCCCCGUGACUCGGACUGUGUAGCCUCGGAAAACUGUCGCAACGGAGAAAUAAGUGCCAUACACUACGUUAAGAAGCAAAAACACAUACACUGCCCUGCUCCCAAUGUUUGCUGUCGCAUGCCUUCGACAACGCUGACCGAAGAUGGAUAUAUCUUUAACCUGCCAAACAAAACCUUCCCUCUGCCGACGAAUCCAACGAUAUCGGUCGUACGCACCACACCGCCGCCGUAUCGAUCGCAGCUCACGGUGGUGAUACCAGCCCCCCGGCCUAAUUAUCUGCCACCUUCGACCACCCUGCAUCCUGUACAGACAACCCGACGACCCGACCACCAGUCGCCUCCCACUACCCAAAGGCCGCCGCUACGUCCAAAGCCGACUCGCAGGCCCACAAACGAGUACCUACCACCUAUGUCCGCCAACGAAAUCACGCCGUUCGAACCUGACCGCGUUCCGCAGCCCUCGAACGAGAAGCCGAUCUACCGUGGCGAGGAUCAACUGUCUCCCCAGAUCUUUCCCAUACCCCAGACAGCUGAGAGGCCGAAACACUUUUCCAAGUGCGCCUCCGCCCUCGUGUGCACCUCCGAGAACUUCUGCAACGCCAUCGGAGUGGUCUCUGAGUCCGCCGUGGAGUUGACCCCUCUGGAAGCAGUAUUUCGAGUACCUCUCACCGACUGCCUGCAGGACGAAAAUGGUGCACCCGGCAAGUGUUGCCGUGACCCGAACUAUGUGGACCCCUGGCCUGUUAACUUGGCUGGAGUUUGCGCGACAAGGAACAAGCGGACAAAACCCACAGGAGUCAAGGAACUGGACGCGAGCUUUGCCGAGAUCUCCUGGCAGGCCAUGAUCUUGCGCGAGUCGAGCAAGACACUUAUCUGCGGCGGAGCUAUUAUCGGAGACGAGUUCGUCCUGACCUCUGCCGGUUGCGUAAAUGGACUGCCAGUGACCGACAUUCGCGUUAAGGCCGGAGAGUGGGAGCUGGGCAGCACAAACGAGCCACUUCCGUUCCAGCUGACUGGCGUCAAAACUAUCGACGUGCACCCCGCAUACGAUCACUCGACCAACGCUCACGAUAUUGCCAUUAUCCGACUCGAGAGACGCUUGGAGUUUGCCUCCCACAUCCAGCCUAUUUGCAUUAGCGACGAGGACCCAAAGGCUUCUGAACAAUGCAUAACCUCCGGCUGGGGAAAGCAAGCGUUAUUGAUUCACGAAGAGGGCGCUCUGAUGCACGUAACCGACACCUCUGCGCUAGGCCGCAGUGAGUGUGGUGCCGAUUCCAGCAGCGUGUGCAGUGCCACCAAAUUUGAUGCCUGCCAGUUCGACGUGGGCAGUGCUCUGGCCUGCGGGAGCGGUUCAAACAUCCGCCUUAAAGGAAUCUUCGCCGGCGAGAAUUCCUGCGGGGACGGCCAGACAGUCCGCUUUGCCAAGCCGGACAUAAAGUGGAUCAACAAGGCCUUCGCCGACAAGAAUAAGCCGCUCCUUCUGAAGCGAUUUUAAGAAAUAUAUGUAUGAAGAUGAGGAGGCAGUUCAAUAGCCGGAGUAAAUACGACAGAACCUUAUUUCUUCCUUUACGUUUUAUUCAAAUACAUAUGUGCAUGUAUGUGCAUUGGGCGAACUUUUUUUUUGCAAUUUUUAAGGCCAUACUCUCACCCUAUUAUUUAUUACUUUUUGGUGCCCCUAAUGCAUAACUUAAAGAAAACAAUCAGUUUAAGACGGUGUGCAAAGGUUCUUAACAUUCUUAAGCCAAUAUGUCUAUAUGCUAAAGAUUUCAUUUUUUACAUCGUCAGUUUCAAGCUCUGAAGUCGUUCGUAAAAUUGGAACCCCUGGAAACCAAAUAAUACUUAAAUAUAAUAGUGAAUACAGUGAUAACCUAAAAUAACAUUUAAAAUCUUAUAAAUUGUAUUUGUGAAUUUCUUUAUGCUAACAUUGCCCUUAAUCUUUAAAAUUAAAAAAUGCGUUCGGUAUUUCAAUGUGAAUCCCACAAAAUUCUUUACAGGCAUAGCUUUAAAAAAGUAGCCAAAAUAAAAUUUUUAUUGCUGGGGGACCAAACACGGUCAUUUUCGUCCAGAGACAAGUUUUACGAACUAUGUGAGUCAUUUUUACUGAUAGUUUGAGUCCAUUAUUAUGAAAAAUUAUUGUUUUCGCAUAAUUUAAUUUGUACAUACAACUACCAUUUUAGAUAGUGAGCUCAUUUGACCUCAAAAAAGUCCACCUUAAUGUACAUACAUACAUAUGUAUGUAGAACGAAUUCAGAUUUGUAGUUAAUACGCAAUGCGAGAUGUAAAAUAUUUAAUUACUUAUAAAAUAUAUAUAUACAUUCCAUAAAUAA